This is a messenger RNA of Dermacentor andersoni, 7945 nucleotides long. Its product is annotated as proton-coupled zinc antiporter SLC30A1-like. Gene Ontology annotation, cellular component: membrane. The record is from RefSeq and is a predicted model, not a curated record. Gene Ontology annotation, biological process: detoxification of zinc ion; zinc ion transmembrane transport; intracellular zinc ion homeostasis. NCBI's taxonomy places the organism in Eukaryota, Metazoa, Arthropoda, Arachnida, Ixodida, Ixodidae. Gene Ontology annotation, molecular function: zinc ion transmembrane transporter activity.
CUGCUGCUUGCCGCGGGCUAAAGCCCGCGCACGGAACCUGAUAACUGUGGUAACGCCUCUCCUUUACGCUUAUCACGUACAGCGUGGACCGAGCGUCCCUCCAGCUGGCUCAACCGGAGCGAGUGAGUCGCUUGACGACGCCGCAAGCAGCUGCCGAUGAAGCAAGCCGCGCAAUCCGCACUCUCGCAUCCCCACGUGUUUUCAGCGCCGCGCUACACAAGCACGCGCGUCGUCUGCUUCGGAUGCUGUUCUGCUGCUUCAGGGCCUGGCCAACGUUGUUGGCUUUACAACUGAGCUCUCGACUCGGGGGCGCACUGGAGCAACUGCAUGGCGCUUCCGGUUGACUCACGUACGAAAGACGCUGCAAACACAAGACCAGCAACGUCAUCGUUCACGCUCACCGCCGGGAAUCCGGACUGACUCGCUCUGUUAUCAGCUGGGCUCCACCGCGAGAUGAGCAGGCUGGCGUGCUACGCUAGGCUUAUCGACGUCCCCAUCUUGUCCGUUCGGCACUUCGGCGAUAACCGACGCGGAGUCGUCGAUGUUGUCGCGUCCUCUUCAGCGGCGGCGGAUGCGCUUAACAGCCGAUCUCACUCAAUUGUCACGCGCGCGGACGGAACGUGUGCAGACGGUUUUGUCGGCAGGCGGGGUACCGCCACGUUGUGUGCAGUUGGAUUCCUAAACGCUUACGCGAAUUUCGCCAACCAGCAGCUCCAAGGAGAACGAACCCUGUCACCGCGCCGGGCAUGGCGGGAAGAAAGCAGAAGCUCUGAAUACUAGGGCGAGCCAGCGAGUUCUCCCGGCGUCUCCGCAACCAGGGGCGGCGGCGGCGGCGGUCCCGUCGUCACAGCAGUCGACAUGUCCAAGGCGGCGACGGCGACCGGUGGCGGCGGCAGCGGAGGCGGCUGCGGUCGCGUCUACGCGGCGCUGGUGCUGUCGGGCCUGUUCUUCCUGGCCGAGAUCGUGGCGUCGCACGUGACCCACUCGCUGGUGCUGCUCAUCUACGCCUACCAGAUGCUGUACAACGUGCUGGCGCUGGUGCUGCUCGUCAUCAGCCACCACAUCUGCCAGGAGCGGACGCUGAAGAACACGUUCGGCUGGGCGCGCGUCGAGGUCCUGGGCACGUUGGUGAACAUGCUGUUCCUGAUGGCGCUCUGCUUCGCCAUCUCGGUGGCGGCCGUGCAGACCAUCGUGCACGCGUCGCACGAGAACACCGAGCCGCACUACCCGAUGCUGCUGCUCUUCUUCGGCAUCCUCGGCCUGGCCGUCGACAUCGUCUGCUACAUCGUCAUCGGAGGCACCCGCGUUCGUCGCGGCUGCAACCUGCGCAUCGUGCAAGGCGCCGAGGUGCAGGUGAACUUCGUGGUGGGCACCGAGUCCGGCACCGAGGAGGAGGACGACCAGGCGCCGCUGCCUUGCCAGAUGCAGCUGCCCGACGAGCCGAGCGCCAAGCAGCUGCAGUCCCUGCUGCCCACGCACGCGCACCACGCGCUCUCCGACGCCAAGAGUUGGCGCUCGUGCCUGCUGGAAGCGAUGCGCACGUGCGGCGGUUGCCUCCUCGUGGUGGGCUGCGCAUGCGCCGUGCACUUCGGAAAGGGGGCGCUGCCGCGGUACGUGGACCCAGUGCUAGCCGUGGUGGCCGUGGCCAUACUCAUAUGCACCUCCUACCCGCGCAUAAAAGAGUCGGGUCUCAUCCUCCUUCAAAACGUUCCGCAUAACGUCGACGUCACCACGAUGCAGAAGAGGAUUAUGCAAGAGUUCCCGUCCAUCCUGAACGUGCACGAGUUCCACCUGUGGCAGCUCACCAACACGCACCUGAUCGCCACGGUGCACAUCGUGUUCGGCUCGCCCGCAGUGUAUGCGUCCGUCGCCGACCGUCUGAACCGUUACCUGCUCGAACAGGGGAUCACCUCCACCACGGUGCAGCCCGAGUUCUGUCAGGAGACGCACACGGGCGGCUCCCAGUGCAUCUUGCAGUGCUCGCAGGCCAAGCACUGCGGCUCGCUGACCUGCUGCGGCAGCCACGCCGCCAAGGAGGCCGAGCUGCGGCGACGGAACGCGGCCGCCGUUCAUCCCACGCCGAACGGCGACGGCCUGCUGGCCCUGCCAGCCAGCGCUGCAGUAAGCCCCUCCAGGGCAUCCUCGGUCGUGAGCCUGGACAGCCAAGUGCUGUGCGAACUGGGCGGACUCAAGGAGACCGACCUGUAGCCAGCACUGCGCGCCGUGCCUGUUCGCUUUCUCUUCGUGAACCCUUUGCGCCAUGCGCAGAGGCAACGAAAUGUCCAUCCACCCGCCGGGCAACGCUCAGCUGGGCGGCAGGAAAGGACGCUGUGUCGGCAUUGUUCGUUCUUUGCAGAUUGAAUGCAAGGAUCAGGAGGAUCGGCGGACGUGCGACCAUGCGAUCGAUGCAUUCCCCGGAGGACCGUGCUGGAAGACGUCGGCUCUCGCAGGUCUGUCCUGUACAUACGGUCAUCGGUAUGGAUGACGUCACCGGACCACGCAUUGAAAGCAGCAGUGUGUAAGAAGGAAAGGACAGCGCCGCGCGGUCAAAGUGCGGGUAUUGGACUGGUCUGAAGCAGAGGCCGCCAUCAAAGUUGCAGGGAACUGCGUAUCGAUGCAAGCUUUCGGUAAUCGCGCAUUCGGUGUGGAUGCUAUAAUCCGCAGAGGUAGACCCGCGCCCGUUCGGUGUUGAACAGCCAGCGACGACGUCCGUGGUCUACCGAACGGCGGGCAGUGUUGUCACGCCACGAUUAUUACGCAGCAUUCCGAACACAAGUGUUGCCUAUUCAAUUGAUUCCCCUGUCUGGUCAGUCAAACCGUGACGCAAUGAGGGUCGCGCGUUUUUUGCUUGGCGAACGCGGCAUUAAAUAACCCAUAUAGUUUUGUGCCAAAACGUACGUUUUCGUUUAAUGGUCGCCGCGAAUUAGGGCCACAACGCGUUACGCCCUCGCUCACGCGGACAGAACGGGGUCGAGCAUGCGUGCAGGCGCGCCGCACGCUUCAGCGACAGCGCAAAGCAGCGCCAAGUCGUCGUAUAUCCGUGCAGCGUUGUCAAAGCAGUAGAUGCGGCUGAUGCCAGUCCAGUCAGCCUAGAUGGCGCGUUGGACCUCUGUACGAUUUGGCCUCCAUGUAUGCUAUGCACGUACCUGUUUCUCCAGUCAAAGACUUUCUAGUCUCGCAGGCGCCUUGCACCGCAGGCGCCUUGCACCGCGUGCUCACAAAUUGCUGAACCUGCAUUACAUCCGUAAAAUUCGGUAGACGUUUACGUCCGAUGUGUAACUAAUAUAUGUACCGCGCUAUAGGACACGCGAAAGUUACAUUAUAGCGCUCCCUCACAGUUUCCUCGGUUCUGCACGGAACUGGCGACACCGAACGCGAUUCAGGAGGAGCGGCUGCGUGGAAUGGAUCUCCAGAGAACAUGUGUGAACUAUUUGCUCACCGCGAUGGAACGGUGCAAGACCGAGGCUUCUGGCGUUCGUUUUUGCCCGAAGCGCAGCUACGCCUUUGAGUGUGUAUUUGUCGUGAUCCUACUGUAUGCGGCCUUCGAGGCUGUACGGAUAGUGCCUUGAUGGUAAAGCCGAAUGAUCGUCGCUAAUGCGUUUUGGAGCGGAGCAAGACAGACUUUCUUUUUGCGUGUGUGUGGCUGUGUUGUGUGCGUGUUGUUAUGAACGCAUUCCUAUAGAUCCGAUGUUUUCACGGUGUGCUUGAAAGCAAAGCCACAAAAGAAAAGAAAACGGUAAGGAAAGCUGGAAGGUAUAUGGGGAAAUGGUAGAGCAUAGAGUUGAUGUAGGGGGGGGGGGGGGGGGAUCAUGUUUAAAUGUUCCGGAAUUUUUUAAAGUCCCCUGUGCCAGAUAGAAUAAUUCUUGUCCUUGAGCUGAAUUAUCUGAAGAGGCGGAUAUCACUAACACGAGAAAUCGAAACAUAUUCUAAUAAUUAACGAAAAUAGACUUAUUAACUUCUUAAAUACUUUAAGACACAUAUUACAAUUUACGAAUUGUAGCCGGUAAGUUUGCAAGGCGUACUCACUUGGAAAUGAUUUCCAGAAUGACACGAGUUUCCAGGUAUUUCCGAAAGUGUGGGAUGAAAUACAUGGGCGUUCCAGUUACUUUUGUGCUUCAGUGCAUAAAAUAGUGUCUUGUUAAAAAAAAGUAACUAGAACAACAGUGAAUUUUUACGGCAAGUUUGAUGGCGCAUAUCUCCAAACUGGCGUCAUUCUGGAAAUUCAUUCCAAGCGGUAUGCCUUGAGAAAUCGCCGGCUACGAUUCUUAAAUAACGAUAUGUGCCGUAAAGUAAUUAAGUUAAUUAGUGAUUUUGUUUGAGCCGUUGAAUACGUGCUUCUAUUUCUCCUGCAAGAUUUGUCCACCUCUCCAAAUGUCCAGCUCAAGGAAUGGAAUCACGUUAUCUGCAACAGGCAAUUUUUGUUAUUUUUUUCGUGAAACUUGAAAAAGACUGCUCCGUAUAGUGACUAUAUGGAAGAAACGCGUUGUUUGCUGUGUUCGAAUGUGAGUAAGUACGAUAUUCAGAGAUAAGCUCCUCAGUUGCGAAAAAGUAAUUAAGUAAUAUUUCAAGUGGAAAUUUUCGAGGAUAUGUAAUUGUGGAAUUUAAACCACACACCCGUGAACACAGAUUCGUUUACGUUUCAUUUACAUUACAUAGGGCGUUGCGUCGGGAAAGCCGACGCGGCAUCGUGCGCUGGAAGGCUCGUAAGCUGGUGGUUAGCUGCGCUGAACGACAUAUCGCGAGGCUAUAGGUCCACCUGGAGCCAAUAGCAUUCUCCUCCUUCAUUUACGUUAAACAUGAUCACUUGAGCUACAGAUAUGUUGUUGCGUUUCUCACUUCCAAGGGACAGGGCUGUAACGCACAAUGCGGUCGGUUGCCUUGCAUUCAUUCCAUGGUACAACUGUGUUCUUUGUGGCCCACGGUCUUAUAAUGCUGCAGUUCCAAAACAAGAAAAAGUUAUGGUGCUUUAUAUCAAUAUUUCAAGAUUAAAAACAAGGAAAGAAAAGGCUAUAGGUACUGCCGACGUGAAAGCAUCCCGGGUCAGAAUGUAGUAUAUCUGUUCUAUAAACAUGUCUAUGUAUACGUACAGUAGGAGUCACGCCUUGUCGUAUUAUCCGCUUAAUGCGUUUAUACCGCCUUAUAUAACCUAUUGAUAGCACUUUGCUGAGCAAGAAGGGAAGAGUUCUGCAUGACGUCGUCGCAAAGAAGCGUCAGAGGUGCCGUUAAUUUUAGUGCAGGCAGAAUAUAUUCCAUGCAAGCUACUGCCGCGAAUUUUCUCGGACGACGGGAUUUAUUUGAGCAAUGUUUUUUUUUCUAAUUUACUUGGCGAAUGCUAUAUUGUCCAAUGCGGCAAGAAUCGAACGGAAAGUGUCUGCUCUCUUUGCCUGUGCUAUCUGUCGUGACGCCCCAUUUUUUUCGCAAACACGCAGCUGAUGCAUAUAAGUGAGGACUAAAGAAGUUAUCGAAUCAAAGUAGUUGGGGGCGCGCGUGGUAAAGGCGUGCAGAUGACACUGUUUAUGUCCUUUACAGCAGCAGAGUGGGGAAAACGUCCCGAAGGUAGGAAGUGGUCCGGAAGUACAAAGCGCGUUGCGUGAUACCACGCAGGAGUACAAACGAUAUCACUGUGUCUACAAACUGUCUGUUUGUCACACACCAGAAUAUCCUUUUCAAACUUCGUAUAGGCAUUGUUCAUGAACGAAGCCUUGCUCGUGUGGGCCCCGGUCAUUUGCCCAUAAAAUGCAGCAAAAGCUCAGUUAAAGAAUAGGUAUCCGCUCAGAAAUUUUUCACUGAAGCGUUUGUAUAUAUAUAUUUUUAUUGUGCCCGCAGACUCGAACCUUCCUGCCCUUGGCAUAGGAAAGUCAAACUGCGUCAUGGUACCCUGAGAAUGCUCCUCGGCGCAUAAUCUGCCUCCAUGUGCUAUAACUUAUGACCCCCCCCCCCCCCCCCCCCGAGCCAUAUACGCCACAUUGGUAAUUUUCCUGUGUUUUCAGCUACGCGGCCAUGGGAACUCAAGUCUAUUCGUAUAGGUUGCUACUUUCUGCUACGGUUACCUGAUAUCUUUUGGAGCUCUAGUUGCCAAAGGCUAGUAUAAUGACCCUGACUUGCAUACCGGAGAAAGGGUGCAUUGUAUCACUGCGCUUAAAUGGCAUACAUAUGUAACUUCAUUGUUAGGGUCCGCCGCUCGUGCCGGAGUGAAACAACAAUCGUUGCCUAGAAUUCUCACUCGGCAAAUGCACGCAUUCAAGCGCGUCAUUCCUUUAAUAAAACAAAUAGCUUUCUAGAAGCGUUCGGCUAUCGGCUUACCUUGGCAAUCAUCGUCGAUGGUUUCUGCACAACUUUCUUUUUUUUUUCUCUCUUUAACAUUUUAGCAAUACAAAUUUUGUGAAAGUGUGUUCGAGUUUUGUAUAUCGGUACAACUGUUUCCAAAUGUGUCCAACGGUGAUGUGUGCUGGGUGUUUCGCUCACCCGUCAACCCUGCUGUUACUGGACCCAAGAUGGUCGCUUGCUCUAAAGUUGCGAGCCCUGAACCUAUAAUGCUCUGCGGUUUUAGCAAAGAGAUGCGUUCAUGCUUGUAUACGCAUAUAGGAUCAUCGGGGCAUUCUUCAGUAGCGGACGUCGUGUGCUCGACUCCUACAGCAAAUUAUUUUACGAAGCUAUCUGUCCGAGUACUUGAACCGUUAUUGUUACCUGGGCAAAGCUGUCUCACUGAAGCCCACCAAUGUUGUUUCUUUACUUGCUUCGUUGUUAGAAGGUACACAAAGCAAGAAAUUGUGUGCGGCUUUUCUGGGGCGAGCUUUCGUCCGAAAUUCGCCGCUCCGGCGCUAUCCUAUAUGACUUCUGUAUACGUUGUUGUCAGCGCUUUGAUUUCACUCAGGGCCAUAAAAAUAGGCGUAGGCGAAAGCAGGAGAGAGUGGGUGUGUGGUGCAGAGGGGGACCGGGUCUCGCGACAAACCCCUCACCCCGACGAUCCAGCGUGAGGCGUAGAGGUACGUCUUCACUUGCGGAAAUAAGCGCGAGUAAGGCGGCGCGCGUUUCUGCGGCAAGAAUUAUCUAUAGAAUAGCAGCUUGGGCUUGUUGGUUUUCCAUCCUGGUGUUAACAUCGCAAGACGUAGACGGGACACGAGACGAGAAGACGACACCGCAAGUGAGGACGUAUACCUUAACAUUGCCGAGACGAGGCCGACCCAGUAUGGGAAACAUGAGAAUUGAAUUGGUGCGCUGGUGCUCAUUAUGCGGCGCCAUUAUUUAACAAGUUUCGCUGUUCAAAGUCACUCGUCUUCCCGGGGUACACUGUAAAAUAAAUUACGCUCUUAAAAGUCAAUAUGGGUGUAAAUCGGUCUAUAACUCGCACCACUACACGCAAAAAUGGUGUAAUGGUGUAAUUGUCACCCUUAUUCACUUUUAGGGGUGUAAAUUAUUUUACAGUGUGCGCAACUGAAAGGCUGAACUAUCUUUCGCCGUAAUAUUUAUGUAUACGGAGGGUAAAUAACAAUCCCUGCAGGGCUAAUGUGGCUCUCGCGUUGUUUUAAGCGAGCUAAAUGGUGAUGAAAAGGUGGUGAGGGCUAUAUGCCUUUCCCCGUGGACAUAUGACCUCCUGGCCACCCCUGUCUCAAUCGUGCGUACGCCUGUGCUCGUAACACACUGGCCGAUUGUGUCUUACGAAGUUAUGCGUGUUUUCGGCACCACUUUUUCGACUGUAAACGCUUGAUAGCAGGAUGCUUUUGUACGUGCGUUUAGGGAGUGCGUCUCGAAAUCGCCCCAAAGUGGCGAUGUUCAAAGUGCCUGUUGCUUUCAGUGGAAAAGCGUUAUGUCUUUGCCAUUUGUUGAUGUGAACGUGCCAACGCGUACGGUAUUAAUAAGCGUUCUGCUCAACCUUGCGCUGUGAUAAGUUUGAGGGCGGGGGAGAGUGCCCUAUGUCGCUGAAUAAAGAAACUAUCGGAUUUUA